CUAUCGUGCAUCGUCACCUGGGUCUUAGAUGGCAGGCAACCAUUCGUACAGAACGUGAUACUCCAGUUGCCGACAAUGUAAUUGUUAAAUUGACAAAAUUGUUCUGCCAAGCUGCCAAGAUGGAAGAUGGUGAACAAUUGUUGUGGUCAAAAAUAUCCCAAGUGUUUUUUUGAAGAUACUGUGAAAAUGUUAACAAUAUCCGAUAAGAAAACAUUCAAAAAUUGGCCUCAUGAACUCUUAAAAAUGAAUGCAUCAAUGUUUAUUAGUUAAGACGUAAGUUACACCUCAAUUCAAGAUGUUCAACAGUAGCUUGUUAUACGAAAAGAGGCCCCUGAAAAGACCUCGAAUCGGUCCUCCUGAUGUUUAUCCUCAGGAGCCUAAGCAGAAAGAGGAUGAGCUCACCCUCACAAGCGUUAAACAUGGAUUUCCUACCAUGACACACCUCAGUGAUGAGUUUGGAACUGCCAGAAAUUGCAAUGUAAUUGCAAGCAAGGUGGGAGCAUAUUUCAAUGCUAUCAUUGCACGCAAAGAAGAAUUGUCCAUGCUCCCUGAUUCAGGAAGAAAAAGACAGCAAAUCAAUCCUAAGGACAAUUUUUGGCCAGCUACAAUAAGGACAAAAAAUCAUAUAGAAGCAUGGUUCAAAGAUCUUGCAGGAAAUAAACCUCUUAUGAAUCUAUCAAAAAAAGCUCCAAACUUUAACAAAAAAGAAGAGAUAUUCAUGAUGCUAACUGAGCACCAGGUUCCUAUGAUUAGAGCUGCAUGGUUCAUCAAACUUAGUUCAGCAUAUACUGUAGCUGUAUCUGAAGCAAAAAUAAAAAAAAGACAAAUGCCAGAUCCUACAACAGAAUGGACUGGUACAUUGCUGAAGUUCCUCAAAGACCAAAUACCCAAAUUGCAAGAAUUCUACUCUCAGACUGAAAAAACACCUAACCCUAACACACCUUUAAAUUCAGUACAUGCCAAUGAGACAGAACAAAAACUAGCCUUAAGGCAUUGGAAUUAUUGCACUAAACUUCUCAAGUAUAUGUAUGAGGAAGGUCUGAUGGAUCGCCAAGAGGUCCUGACUUGGAUCAUUGAGCUUCUAGAAAAACAAAAAUCCCAACCAUCUGAUGAUGGCAUUCUAAGGAUUUUCUUACCAUUAACUUUGCAAUAUCUGGACGAAUUUGUGCAAUCAGAGCUGCUUUCACGGCGUCUAGCAAACCUCUGUACCAAAAGACUGAGUCAGAUGUUGAACAAUGUGGCUGAUAACAAUCUCAUGACAUCUCCAGCUAGUGAUACCAAGAGUGAACAAAAAGAUGGUGAUAAGGAGAAAAAGGAGAAUAUACCACCUAAUCCUAUUCAAACAUCUUUGAUGGAGUACCAAAACUGUCCACAUCAUCGAGAUAUUAUCUUGCAGCUAAGUACAGUGAUUCAAGUGAUAACGCUGGAAUGCCCCACUGCCUUAGUCUGGUGCGGCGCCGGAUCUGGCACUGUUUGGCACGGAUCCCCUCUCGACCAUUUGGCGGCACCGCCGUCGGCGUUGCCAACUCCGCGACGUGCCGGCAAUGUUUCCAAUUACGGCCGGCAGGUGGCGCGCGCGGAAGCGGCUGUACGGGAACGAAGUCGACGAGCGGAAGGCAGGUGGUGUACUGAUAGGUGGCAGAAUAAUAAUGAUGGAGUUAUCACAACGAGAGUCUUAGCUGCCUUAGACGCGUUAGACAGACAUCGCUUCGACAAAAUGGACGCAGCAAACUCUUUGGACACUCUGUAUGCUAAAGUCUUCACGGGCCCGCUAGAUCAGGACGCACCUGUGGUGCGUCUCUUGUGCGAAUGGGCAGUGUCGCCAGAGCGUACAGGUGAACACAGGGCAUUGGCUGUUGCCGCGCUGUUGGAUCGCCGCCAAGCAGACGUUGCGACAACUACUGGAAACACUGGUAAUGGGGGAGGGAAUGUAGGAGCUGAGCAAGAUGCAGGAGAGGGGGAAGAAUCCAGUUGUAGCACACCUGGCGGGCCGCCUCCGUUUCAGAGUUUCCUGAUGGGUUUUCUAGACAGAGAUGCUCCUGUACCAUCUGCAGAUGAUUGCCAAUCAAAAAAGACUGCAUUUUCUAAUCUUGUACACCUGUUUGCGGAACUGAUACGGCGCGAUGUGUUUUCCCAUGAUGCUUAUAUGUGCACAUUAAUAUCAAGAGGAGAUCUUUUGGGACAUGAAGAGACCACAGACACUAUAAACAACCAUCAUCGAACGAAAAUUGAGCCUAUGGACUAUGAUGACGCUAACAUUGAUCACGAUCUGGACAAGAUUUUGCAAAAUAUCAAAGAUGAACAGCAGAAUUCCAUGGAUGUGCCUGACAGUCCAAAAGAACAUGAUCACAGUCAUCAUCCCCAUGCACCGUCACAUAUGGGACAUGCUACCAUCGAAACGGAUCAUGACGGACAGAAGGUGAAACCAUCUAGGCAUCUACUAUACACGACUCAUUUUCCUUUGAGUCAAGAUGAUCCAUUUUCACAGCAUGAUUGCAACCAAAGACAUGUAUUGUUGUAUGGGGUUGGAAAAAUUAGAGAUGAAGCUAGGCAUACCGUGAAGAAGAUGUGGAAGGAAAUCUGCAAACUGUUUUCAAAGAAAUUCAGUAUAGACGUUGCAGAAGGUGGUAAAGUCAAAAAACAUUCCAGAAACGAGUUCAACUUCGAGGCCACGACUCAAAAAUGCCAAAGUUUGAGCUAUUUCGAUCAACACGUCGUCACAUAUCAGUGCAGUGUUACCGUCAUAGAAAUGUUGAAUUCCUUUGCUACAGGCAAUUCGAACUAUUUGCCUGUGCAGGAACACGUCGCUUUCCUUUUUGAUCUCAUGGAGUUAGCUUUGAACAUUUACGGAUUGAUAGACGUCUGUAUUCAGAUCUUGAAAGAAUUACCUGAAGUGGAGACUCAACUGUACAACAAAAAUUCUAUACUGAGUAGGAACUAUACGACGUCGUUGAGUUUGUAUGUUGUGGGAGUUUUGAGGAGAUACCAUUGUUGCCUAUUACUGUCACCAGAACAAACAACAGCUGUUUUCGAAGGUCUAUGCAAGGUGGUAAAGCAUGUGACUAAUCCAGGAGAUUGUAGUUCUGCAGAAAGGUGCAUAUUGGCGCAUCUGUAUGACCUGUAUUCGUCAUGUAGUCUGCUCAAGUCUAAACCACAUACUGUUGAACCGUUCGGAAACGCGUAUCCCAAAAUUAAGCAAGCUUUAUAUACGGCAUUGCAACCAACGCCAAACAUGUACGUGUAUAAUGCUCAGUAUAUGCAGGAACUAUUUUUGAACCCUAAGAGAGCUGGAAGGAUAGACAGCGCCACUGCCAAACAGUUGAACGAAAAUGGAAAUAACAGAUACUCGUUUGUCAGUAAUGCUGUGAUCCAAGUAUGCAGAGAAACUGACAAUGAAAGACUGAAUGAUAUAGCGAUAAUGUGUGCUGAGAUGACAGCGUGUUGUAACUCCUUGGCUUCUGAAUGGCUGGGAGUAUUGUUGGCGCUUUGUUGUCCCCUAUCACACCCUGGUUAUUACUCUGAUGUUCUGAAUCAGCUAGAUAUACAGGAUCCCAGUAUUCACAACGCUUUGGCAGUAUUUACAUGCAUCCUUAUAGCUAGACAUUGUUUUUCCUUGGAAGAUUUUGUAGGUAGAGUAGCUCUACCUAGUUUGUUAAAGGUGAAAUCUUUGGAUAAUGGUGAAGCACGGGCGGAAGGUGGGAUGCGCCUUACAUGUCAUUUAUUGCUGAGACUAUUUAGGACUGCUGAAGGGCCUCAACCGGGACUGUACUCUGUCGGAUCUCCUUCUAUUACCACGCCAAGACCUCCUCUAGGCGUUAGACUUAGUUGUGACAGGCAUCUGCUGGCGGCAGCUCACAGAAACAUCCACCUGGGUCCAGUUUUGGCUGUACUAAAAGCAGUGUUAAUAGUGGGAGACGCAACAGCGAAAGAGGGUGCAGAAUUGAGCCUUAGCAACAUUUUGGGCACUAGCGAUCUACAUACCGGCGCUGAUGGGCCUAAUUUGGACUUACCUUGAAUUUUGCAACGAUUUCUUUUUCCAUCCAGGACAAACGCGGAUGUGUGCGGCUCAAGGACGACACAUAGGCAAUCUAGUACAGGCAACGCAGAAAGUACCGCAACUUUAUCGGCCUUCGCAAACCACGUGCUGCGAGAGAUAUGUUCUCAACAAUGGGUUCUGGAAACGUGUCUGUGCCACUUGGAAGAACUGUGCGACAUGGACAACCUCUUGGACCCGCUUUUAUCGCAUUCACAGGCUCAGAGAUUACUCCGAAUGAUCUGCUACCCGGACGCUGCAGCGGGAAUUGAUGGAUUGGAUCAGAAGGCUAUGAUCAACAGGAUAUUGGAGAAUCUUGACAUGUGGACAUUACGAAUGUCUUGGUUAGACCUCAACUUGAUGUUCAGACAGCUGAGUCCAAACUCUCAAGAGCUUUCUCAGUGGUUAGAUACAGUCGCUAAAGCUGCAAUAGACGUGUUUCAACUGAACGCUCCUUACGCCUCGCCGAAACACGACGACAAGAAAAAUGAGAAGAAACAAAAUUCAAUAUGGCUGGUGGCCCCUUUGGUGUCGAAACUUCCUAGCGCCGUCCAAGGGCGAGUACUAAAAGUAGCAGGGCAGGUACUGGAAAACGGCGGCUGGUGCUCCGAUCAACAACAGCAACAAUCCCAGCAACCGCCUCCCAAGAUAAGAAUGCGCAGCUGUUUGGGAGGGGAUGGUGGCUCUGCACCUGCUACACAUAGGCCUUUCCUCUCAUUGGUGCUUACGUGUCUUAAGGGACAGGAGGAGGGACAACGAGAAGGAUUACUAUCCUCUUUGCAGCAACAGCUGUCUCAGUUGGUCCAAAUGGCGAAAGAAGGCAACCUCCAAGAGAUCCUCGACAACGAACGCACCCUAGACGGUCUUCAGUUGCGAUUCGCCCUGGUUGGUGGCGUUUUCGACGCUUUUCAACGCAACCCAUCCGCUACAACCGAUUGGGCUUUGCUGUUGGUUCAACUGGUCACGCAUGGACUUAUUGAUCUGCACACUCACAGUGAUCUUUUCACUGUGGUUGUAGAUAUGCUUGCUACUCUCGUGCACUCUGCCAAAGCUACUGAUAGUCAAGAUGACAGCAAGAAAAUGUACCCGAACCUAUUGAAGAAAUUGAAAAAGGAAGUCGGUGAACGUCAAGGUGCUUCCUUACAGCAUAUCAGGCAGUUGCUUCCACUGCCAAGACUUACUACAGAGAUUAUAGCCGUAGAACCGCUAAGCAGUAAGAUGAAGAACGGCUUUGACAGUGCUGAUAAAAAGCACGAUCUUCAGGUGACGGAUAAGCAGCGAGUGAGCAACUGGGACAUCUUGGAAGGUAUGAAAAACCCAGCGCCCUUAUCAUGGGCAUGGUUUGGCGCCGUACGGCUUGAACGAAAACCACUCACAUGUGAAGACACCCACCGAUUGCUCAAGUUCCAUACGCACAAUAUGCAGAAACCACCUGCGCAUUAUCUUGACCCACCACCCUUGCCGCCUGAAGACCUGGAACCUAUUCCUGAUAAACCCGUGGACACUCCUUCUUCAGUAGACCAGUCCCCAAUGGGAGGUUGUGGGAGCGUUGGUAGUGCUAGUGGAAGUACAGCGAAAGGAAGGGGCAAAGGUCAGCGUAAGCCGCGCAAGCCGAAGAACGCUGCGGGUGCCGCUGGAGCAGGAGCAGGUCCGAUGGGUCACGCCGCAGCCAUGGCAGCCGCUCUAGGCGGUCAAGGCCAACCGAUGGGCGGCCAAGGGCAGCCACCGAUGGGCGGCGGCCCGCCGGGCGGCCAAAUGGGACAUGCGGCAGCCGCAGCAGCUGCAGCAGCCGCCGCGGCUGCCAUGGGCUAUGGCCAGCCUCCUAUGCAGCCCCAACAGCCCGGGCAGCAGUACCCUGGAGCAGGUGCGACGCAACAGGGAUGGUACGGGGCGGGGGCCGGGAAUCCGCAGCCGGGACCGGGAGGGUACUAUCCACCUAUGGGUGCUCGAUUCGAUCGUCCUGCUCAACAAAUCAAUCCUUCAAAACAAGCUUUGUCUCAUAUGUUACGGUCGAGACAUCCACCAAACAGUUUCAUGCCUGGUAUGCAGAACAAUCCAAAUGCUGGACAGCAACCUGGCAACUACGGACAAAUGCAGCGAGGGUUCCCAAGACAGCCGUUGCGGCAGCCCCAUCCCAAUUCUAUGCAACCAACUCAGGGCGUCUUAGCCCAGCAAUACAGCUCGAUGCAAGCGGCCGCCGCGGCAGCUGCAGCAGCUGCGGCGGGUGGCAUGGGCGGCGGUCCUCAGGGCGGCUAUGGGGGGUACGGUGCAGGUGCGGGCGGCCAGGCGAUGAUACAAGGCGCUGGCGGGCAGCAACAAGCGGGUAUGUUCGGCGGACCGGGACCCGGAGGGGCGGCGCAGCAUCAGGGCGGCUUCGGGCAGCAGGUCACGGCAAGAGGGGCGGCUGGUGGCGCGGGUGCUGGUGGGCAGCCGGAUUACAGACAAGCGAUGGGACAGCAACGACCGCCCUAUAUGCAGCAGGCCCCUAACGUCACUAUGAAUGCAGGGAUGGCAGGUAUGCCAGGAAUGGGUGGACAAGGCGGCCCCCCAGCGCCGCCGUAUUCCAGGGGACCAGCGGGACAAGGAAUGCAGCCGAACGUGCAAAAUCAGUCACAGUUCCAGCAACAACAACAGCAGAGGAUGAGAUUCAUGGCACUGCAACAGCAACAACAACAACAGCAGCAAGGAGGACCUCAGGGUACUUCUCCAGCUCUAGUAGCGCAUCUGCAACGACAACAAAUGAAUCCAAACCCCUAUCAUCAACCUCCUCCAUACUAAUUUUCACUUGCAGAUAUCAAACGUUUUAUCUAUAUAUUUUGUUUUUUUAAUGGUUUCGUCCAAAAGGUAACUACUGUUGAAAUGUAAUUUAUGUAAUUUUUAAAAAAUAUCAUAAUUCUGUUCAAUAUGUUCAGAGAAGCAACAUGAAAAAUUCUGUGUAUUGUUGGCACCAAAUGAUGCCUAGGUGUUGUGAGAGAUCAGUCACAAAUCACACCAUAAUUAUAGAAACCUAAAAAGUGAAUUAUACUUAUGGAUAAACAAUUUUUUGAAGCCCUGAUCCUAUGUGAUUAUUCCAAUUUUGUGUAACUACGUGUAUUAAUUUUAACGACAUAUACAUAUAUUUAUUUUUUAUGUAUCAGUUUUGAAAAUAUUUAUAGUAAAUAAAAUUUAUUUCCAUUAUUA
This is a messenger RNA of Acanthoscelides obtectus, 7213 nucleotides long. NCBI's taxonomy places the organism in Eukaryota, Metazoa, Arthropoda, Insecta, Coleoptera, Chrysomelidae. The record is from the annotation of a GenBank genome assembly.